UUUGAGUCUGAGUCUCAUGCUUCAGUUCUGAAAGGAGGCGGCUUAUUUUUCAAAACUCUCUCUCUCUCUCUCUCUUUCUCUGGUGGCUGAUUCUCUUUCCCCUUGCUCUCAAUAUGAUGCCAUCUUGUGUAACUUUUAGGGAUCAGAUGGUCAAGCCAGACACCAGAAGGAUAGGCUAUAAACUUUGGACAGAGCUCUACACCUACAUCAACAACAUGGCUGCCAAAGAUGCCAUUAGAGCCACAAUGGAUGAAUUUGAGCCCAAACUAAAGGACGGUCUCCCAAUAGCUAAAGAGCUCUACAGACGUGGUGUUAUUUCAAAACACUCUGUUGAUAUGAAUGAUGCUGCCCAGUUUGCCAGCAUACCCUCAUACACACACAGUCACAAUGCCUUCUUCUCAAGUGUCGCCAGAGCUCUUGAUGACACCUUUGACAACUGGUACCAACUUUUAGACAUAUUGAGAGCCUACCCUGAGCUCCACGAGUGCAUUGACAAACUGGAGCUCAAGUACAAUGAAGAAUUAAGAGCACUGGAGGCUGACAAAUAUAAAGUGAAUCCUCCAUUACUUUCACCACAAGAUGCCAAGGUUCUGUUUGAGGAACUUGUCGAUGAAUUUGAGAACCUUUGGGUCGACAUUAAGGACAGGAUAAGAGAGAAGACUGACCUUGAAACACUCAAAUCCCACCUUCGAUAUGUGUUCCUCGACCAGCGAGAAGAAGUUGAAUCCAUUCAAGAUUUUGACGGAUUGUUUGACCGAAUUCGGACGAGAGUUGAUUUCACUAACUGUCUCCUGCUGGAGUCCCUAACGAUUGAGUUGGGCUGGAGGGACCUCGGCAAGAAGGUCACUUACUUCAUGAGGAAGAGGGCCAUCAAGUGUUCGUACAUGCGUAUGACAGACUUUGUAGAUCAAAUUGGGUCAAAUAAGAAAUACAAGUUCCCCAGUCCUGGAAUGGACCCAACGUUUAGACUAAGCGUUAACUGGAGUCAGAAUAAUAAAUCGGCUUUUUAUUAUUUCUGGUUGAUUGAGAUUGUAUUCUCCUCGUUAACUAAACAUCAGUACCUUCACCGGAUGGUAAUGGGACAGGACGGAGAAGAGGGCGGGUCUAGCGGGUAUGGCUUCACUUUUUAUUAUGCCACUCCUGAUUGGGUCACACCGUCUAUCAUAAAGGUCUCGAGAGAGAGAGGGUUCUCUUUGCAAUUGAAUGGAGUCACCUUCUGUACUGUCCUUGAUGAAAUCACCGUCACCAAUCCUGAUUGGAGUCUAACGGUAGAUGAUUACUUUGACUACAUGACCAGUACGGUGAGGAUAUCAAAUGGAUACAUUGACAGGGUCCUGGAUACUUUGGAUGGACUGGACCCAAGGAAGAAUUGGAUCAGUGAUGAUGUAGACAAGAAGUCAAACAGUUAUGAUCUUUUAUACGAUGAUUUUCCCAGAGCAAUACAAUGGUUACCAAAGACUAUUACUUUUGCAAAUUUUUUUCAUUUUUAUGAAAUGAAUCAUGUUUGGAUCUCCCAUCCAUUCUAUACUGCAAUGAAAGGAUUCAAAUUUGCACUGGUAGUUUAUCCACGUGGUAAAGGUACUGGAAAAGGCACCCAUCUCUCAGUUAGUGUAGUACUGAUGGCUGGUGAACAAGAUGACAUGUUAAAGUUUCCCAUUGCCGGAAAGAUUCAUGUUAGAUUAAUUAACCAGUUAGGUGACCACACCCACAUACAGGGAGUGUAUCACUUCAACAGUGAGACACGCCCCGAGGCCAUUAAUAAGGUCGAAGGAGGAGGGGACUUUGCCCCAUUAGGAUUGAGUAUCGAUGAGUUCAUCCCAAUAGAGUCUCUUGAGUUUGAUGAAGCUCAGGGUACUCAGUAUCUGAUAUUUGAACGUCUUUACUUUCAAGUAUUGCAGUCUGGCUUCUCUCAUAAAAUGCACUUUGAAUAGUUUAAUUAACUUUAAAGAACAUUAAUUAAUUGAGAUUAGUUAAUUAAUGUGUGUUGAAUUUAGGUUGAUUAGUUUUUCAUUUGUAAUAUCUUUUUUUAAGAGUUCUGUAUUUCCUUAGUUUAUAAAGUGCUUCCAAUUCUCCGAG
This is a messenger RNA of Amphimedon queenslandica, 2076 nucleotides long. RefSeq lists its product as uncharacterized. The transcript has 7 exons. NCBI's taxonomy places the organism in Eukaryota, Metazoa, Porifera, Demospongiae, Haplosclerida, Niphatidae. The record is from RefSeq and is a predicted model, not a curated record. Bases 114 to 1931 code for a protein of 605 amino acids. Gene Ontology annotation, molecular function: protein binding.